This is a messenger RNA of Cercospora beticola, 752 nucleotides long. Lineage: Eukaryota; Fungi; Ascomycota; Dothideomycetes; Mycosphaerellales; Mycosphaerellaceae. The record is from RefSeq and is a predicted model, not a curated record.
AAGAUUAUGGAUGGGAGGUAACCUGCAGAACCAUUGCAUGUUGCGAAGCAUGUUUGUUGGCGGUGUGAUGCUAGAUGUUGAUCAGCGGCUUGGGCAGCGCGCGCCUAUUUCAGACAGCAUAUGUAGAUAAUCAUGAUCAUUUAUCUCAACAAAUCAAAGAUCUUCCUAAGCCAUUGGCACUGCGUGAGUUUCCGUGCAAACUCUUAAGACAAUGCCAGUAGGCUGUAUCUGGAAAGUCCUUUCCAGAUAUGGUUAACGCUAUAACAUGUAGGACGACGUCACGUUUCUGGCCCAAGCAUGCGCGGCACACCGUCUUCGACUUUGCUCAGCAGACUCAAAGUCGCCUUAAACACACUCUUGUACGAAAUCAUCGCACAAUGUCUUCGCAAAAUGCUUUCGAGCCUGUCCAGGAGUGGAUUUUCGUCGAAACCGAACCAAAGAGUGCACCCUCGCAAGGUGACAAGAAGCUAGCUCAUCGGAAGAGGAUUCGCGCCCAGGCGGCCAAAGUCAGCUCCAAUGCCCGGCUCGAAACGAUUCGCAAACGCGUCCCAAAACGUACAACGCAGCCGGUCGAGCACGUUUUUCAAGUUGCGUUGUCGGGAGGAUCAGGCCAGAGGAGACAACUCCGACCUCUCGCAUCAGCAUGCGAGGAACGCGAAAGCGAGGUACUCGCUGCACAAUAUCGAGGUGGGUGUGGUUGCGUCAGUACCCAAAGAAAUGCCGAAGGAGGAUCGGGACUAAUGCAAUCCUGA